AUUCCUUUCACUGCCCCCAUACCAACAAGCACUUUCUCUGCUCACAUUGACUUAUAUGCACUACAACUUCUGCUCUUCAUCUCUCAUUCCUGAGUUGAUUGUAGUCUUUGGAGCCAUUUUUGCUUCAAUUAUCUUCCCAAACCAUGCAAAACUGUUGUGACCUUGAAGUAGACGUUAACGGGGAAGAAACAUUCUUGGUGGACAAGAAUGUUCUUGCCUCUUUCUCAGGCAGGUUGAGUAAACUAUUCAGUAAAGUGAGAGGGGAAACAAGGAGGAUGAAGGUGGUGUUCAAUGAUUUUCCUGGUGGUCCAGAGGGCUUUGAACUUAUUGCCAAGUUUUGCUACAAUGGAGGCUGUGUUGACUUAGCUCCUUCCAACAUGUUUCUACUGCAUUCUGCUGCAAAUUAUAUGGAGAUAAGUAGAGGAAUCCAUGGAACCCACAGUUUAACAAAGGGGUUUUUUAGGAGCAUUCAAAGUCUGAACUGGUGUGAGCUAGUAUCUGGCUUGAAGAAAUGCCAAGAAUUGCCCUCUUUCUUGAUCUCUCCAUCUGUGCUUCAGAACUUCCUGGAUUGCCUUGUUUCCCGGCUUUCGAUACCUUGCGUUUCUAGCCCUCGCACACCAUGUUCGGACAAUUCCAGCGUACUGUUUUCUGGAGACAUCAGUGUAGACAGCUCCAGGAGCUAUGCCUCUCAGACAAAAUGGUGGUUUCAAGACCUUAAAUUUCUCAACAUUGACAUGUUGGAAAAGGUUGUCAGAACCAUGGUUUCGCACAAGUUAGAUCAAACGAUGGUGUCUUCGUUCCUCUCCUAUUACAAGAACAUGAAUUUCCUCUCUGCUACAUCAGUUCAGAAGAAUAGAAUCAUUGACACCAUUAUCAACUUGCUCUCUCUGCUUGACAGAAGCUUUGUUUCUGUCAGAGGACUAUUUGACAUUCUUCAAGCGUCGCGUUCUUUAAAGACGAGCAAGUGCUGCACUGAGAAAUUGGAAGUUUUGAUCGGUUCCCAGCUCGACCGAGCUACCAUAGAUGAUCUGCUCAUCCCUUCUCAACCCGGGAAAAGAUAUGCAUACGAUGUUAGUCUAAUCCUUAAGCUUCUGAAAACAUUCCUGCGCGAAAACAGCAGGCAUUUUUUCAGUUACAGUUUAAAGAAAGUUGCCAGCUUGAUUGAUCUCUACAUCAUGGAAGUGGCUCCUGACCAGUUUCUUCAACCUUCAAAGUUUAUGGCUUUAGCUACUGCACUGCCAGACACUGCAAGAGACUCAUAUGAAAUCCUCUAUGAAGCCAUUGAUGUCUAUUUCAAGGUCCAUAAAGGUUUAAGUGCAAAAGAAAAGAUAAAAAUCAGCUGUGCACUGAACUAUGACAAGCUCUCAGACCAAACUCUGAUGGAUCUAAGUCACAAUGAAAAUUUCCCAGUUUGUGCUUCAGUUACUGCUCUGGUCACCAACCAAUCCAAGCUCAGAAUCAAGCAUAAUGCCAUAGAACAUCUCAGCAAUCUUACUGAUGGAUCGUCGAGGCGUGGGGGCAAGAAACUUGAUGAUUUGCAUAGAAAAGGGAAGAAGCUUAGCAGACCAAAUGUGCAGAAUAGCAGGAAAUUGCAGAUCAAUGUGUCAAACAACUUUGCAUCCAUGCACAGACUCUGUGCUUAGUCUAGAUCACUACUUUCUUUCCAUUCCAUUUCUCAAAGAAAUGUACAGUUUUAGGUGUAAAAAUCCAGUCUUUUUUGAGUGUAAACUCUGGGUUCUUGGCUUCUUGCCAUUGUUUCUAACACUGCAAGUUUUCAA
Ipomoea nil (Japanese morning glory) is the source of this 1778-nucleotide messenger RNA. RefSeq names its product BTB/POZ domain-containing protein At3g22104-like. The transcript has 3 exons. The coding region runs from base 144 to 1643 and encodes 499 amino acids. Lineage: Eukaryota; Viridiplantae; Streptophyta; Magnoliopsida; Solanales; Convolvulaceae. Gene Ontology annotation, molecular function: protein binding. The record is from RefSeq and is a predicted model, not a curated record.